AUGGAUGUAAUUUCAGAAGCAGCCCCGACGUGGACAUCGUAUGGAUACUGGCUUCGGUACUAUCGUCAUCGUGUCAUUCGUUUAUGGCCAGCUUACAUCUACGUACUGGUGGAUGUUGGCAUGCGGGCCUCAAUCCAGCAUUUCCAUCCCAUGUGGCCACCCACCGAUCCUGCUGUGCAAUGUCCCAAGCAUUGGUGGGAGAAUGUUCUCUUCGUGAACAGUCUACUCGAGAAUCGUUGCAUGCCUUGGACAUGGUCAGUUGCUUUUUGA
Messenger RNA from Gongylonema pulchrum, 270 nucleotides. NCBI's taxonomy places the organism in Eukaryota, Metazoa, Nematoda, Chromadorea, Rhabditida, Gongylonematidae. The record is from the annotation of a GenBank genome assembly.